GCACGGGAGACCUCAGACUCGAAAGUAAGCGCGGAGCCGCCAACGAGUUUAGUGAAACGCCACAGCUGCAGUGAAAAUGUGUGCGAGUUUUAGACUUAAAGCAUGGCAAGGAUAACAAAACUGAUGAUCGCGACAGAACAGCUGGUGGUCACGUCACUGCGGAUGAUGUUAUAGAGGACACAGAGGCAUUCUGGGAAAGAACUAAGAGGACACUGGCCCAGUGAGGUGCUUUUGAGACUUUCGGUGUCCCUGCGGUUGUCCCAUUUUUCAGAGUGUUGGUGCCCAUUGCGGCUUAGGACCGGAUCCUCACCCCAUGGUGCUAAACAUGGUGCUCAGAGGCUGCCCCCUCGUCCUGCUCCUCUUAGUGGUCGCUGAGGCCGUGGCUGGCCCUCCGCAUGCCUUCCAGACCUUCAGCCCUCCCGAGGGAGGCCUCACUCACCUGGUGGUCCACAACAAGACGGGCGAGGUGUACGUGGGAGCGGUCAACUGGAUCUACAAGCUCUCCAGCAACCUGACCCAGCUGCGCAACCACAUGACCGGCCCCGUGGUGGACAACGAGAAGUGCUACCCGCCGCCUGGCGUCCAGUCGUGCCCCCACGAGCUGGUGCAGACCAACAACGUCAACAAGCUGCUGCUGCUGGACUACGGCCAGAACCGCCUCAUCGCCUGCGGCAGCACCUCGCAGGGCAUCUGCCAGUUCCUGCGACUUGACGACCUCUUCAAGCUGGGUGAGCCGCACCACCGCAAGGAGCACUACCUUUCCAGCGUCUCCGAGUCCGGCACCAUGUCCGGGGUGGUCAUCAACGGCUACGAGGGUGGCGGCAGCACAGGGAAGCUGUUUGUCGGCACUCCCAUUGAGGGCAAGUCCGAGUACUUCCCCACGCUCUCGAGCCGCAAGCUGAUGGCCAACGAGGAGAACGCGGACAUGUUCAGCUUCGUCUACCAGGACGAGUUUGUCUCCUCGCAGCUCAAGAUCCCCUCGGACACGCUCUCCAAGUUCCCCACGUUCGACAUCUACUACAUCUACAGCUUCAGCAGCGAGCAGUUCAUCUACUAUCUCACCCUCCAGCUGGACACGCAGCUGACCUCGCCCGACGCCAGCGGCGAGCAGUUCUUCACCUCCAAAAUCGUGCGGCUCUGCGUGGAUGACCCCAAGUUCUACUCCUACAUCGAGUUCCCAAUCGGCUGCACAAAGGACGGCGUGGAGUACCGCCUGGUGCAGGAUGCCUACCUCAGCCGGCCAGGGACCCGGCUGGCGCGCUCGCUGGGGAUUUCCGAGCGGGAGGAGGUCCUCUUCACGGUCUUUGCGCAGGGCCAAAAGAACCGGGCCAAGCCACCCAAGGAGUCGGUGCUCUGUCUGUUCACCCUGCGCAAGAUCAAGGAGAAGAUCAAGGAGAGGAUCCAGUCAUGCUACAAGGGAGAGGGGAAGCUGUCUCUGCCCUGGCUACUCAACAAGGAGCUGGCCUGCAUCAAUUCACCACUUCAAAUAGAUGACAACUUCUGUGGGCAGGACUUCAAUCAGCCCCUGGGUGGGACCAGCACCAUCGAAGGGCUGCCACUGUUUGUGGACAAGGAGGACGGAAUGACCUCGGUGGCUGCCUAUGACUAUCGUGGGCACACGGUGGUGUUCGCAGGCACCCGCAGCGGUCACAUUAAAAAGAUCCUGGUGAACUCGGUCAACCAGCCGGCGCUGCUGUACGAGAACAUGGCGGUGAGCGAGGGGAGCCCCAUCCUGAGAGAGCUGCUCUUCAGCCCCAGCCACCAGCACCUCUACGUGCUCACGGGGAAGGAGGUAAGCCGUAUUCCAGUGGAGAGCUGUGAGCAGUACCGUGGCUGCAGUGAGUGCCUGGGCUCGGGGGAUCCCCACUGCGGCUGGUGUGUCCUCCACAAUGUGUGCUCGAGGAAGGACCGUUGUGAAAGGGCCGAGGAGCCUCAGCGCUUCACCUCCAGGAUAGACCAGUGUGUGCGUCUCAGUGUGCAGCCCAGCAACAUCUCAGUCACCAUGUCAGAAGUACAGUUAGUCCUGCAGCCCCAGAAUGUGCCUAACUUGGCAGCCGGCGUCAACUGCUCCUUCGAGGAUUAUGUGGAGACGGAGGGCUACCUCCUGGGCUCGCGAAUCAUCUGUCGCUCACCCACAGCUCGAGAUGUGGCCCCCAUCACACGCAACACACCAGGAGACAAGCGCGUCAUCAAGCUCCAUCUGAAAUCCAAAGAGACGGGCAAGAAGUUUGCCAGCGUGGACUUUGUCUUCUACAACUGUAGUGUCCACCAGUCGUGUCUCUCGUGUGUCAACGGCUCCUUCCCGUGCCACUGGUGCAAGUACCGGCACAUGUGCACCCACAACGCCAACGACUGCUCCUUCCAGGAGGGCCGGGUCAACAUGUCUGAGGAGUGUCCUCAGAUCCUGCCCUCCACGCAGAUCUACAUUCCGGUGGGGGUGAUGAAGCCCAUCACGCUGCUAGCCCGGAACCUUCCGCAGCCGCAGUCGGGUCAGCGCAACUACGAGUGCAUCUUCCACAUCCAGGGCUCGGUGUACAGCGUCACGGCUCUGCGCUUCAACAGCACCAGCAUCCAGUGCCAGAAGACCACGUAUGACUACGAAGGAAAUGACAUCAGCGACUUACCUGUCGACCUCUCUGUGGUAUGGAAUGGCAACUUUGUUAUCGACAACCCUUACAACAUACAAGCUCACCUGUAUAAGUGCUACGCGCUGCGCGACAGCUGCGGGAUGUGUCUGAAGGCGGACCCGCGGUUCGAGUGCGGCUGGUGCGUGCAGGAGAGGAAGUGCUCGCUGCGGCAGGAGUGCUCUCCGCCUGAGAGCAGCUGGAUGCACGCCAACGCCGCCGGCAACAGCCGAUGCACCCACCCCAAAAUCACCAAGGUGUUUCCAGAAACGGGCCCCAAACAGGGUGGCACGCGCCUCACCAUCAUCGGAGAGAACCUGGGCCUCCAGUUCCACGACAUCCGGGCGGGCGUUCGCCUGGGGCCCGUGCCCUGCGUCCCCAUCGAGGAGGAGUACGUCAGCGCGGAGAGGAUCGUUUGCAUGCUGGGUGACGCCACUGGCUACCCGUCCCAACAGACCACCACCCUAGAGGUGUGUGUGAACGAGUGCCAGCCAGAGUACCGCGCCCUGAAGCCCCGCACCUUCGCCUUCGUGUCUCCCUUCUUCACGCGCGUGGUACCGGCCCAGGGCCCCAUCUCUGGGGGCACUAGGAUCACCAUCGAGGGCAGUCACCUCAAUGCCGGCAGCUCUGUGUCCAUCAGCAUAGGCCGCCAGCCCUGCCUCUUCAAGAAGAGAACCUCCAAAGAGAUCGUGUGCAUGACCCCAGCUGGGCUGGCCCCUGGCAGCGUGCCCGUCAUGGUGGACAUUGACUCGGCCGACCUGCGCAACCCCGAGGUGCGGUUCAACUACACGGAGGACCCCACCAUCCUUCGCAUCGAGCCCGACUGGAGCAUCGCCAGUGGAGGAACCCCCUUAAUUGUCAGCGGCACCAACCUGGCCACCAUCCGAGAGCCCAAGAUCCGGGCCAAGUACGGCUCAGCCGAGUCCUUCCACAACUGCACCGUCUUCAACAACUCGGUGAUGGUGUGUCUGGCUCCCUCUGUGGCCGACUCGGAGCGCGGCUUCCCGGAGACGGGCAGCGGGCCGGACGAGAUCGGCUUCUACAUGGACAACGUGCACGCGCUGGUGGUGGUGAACGAGAGCUUCAGCUACUACCCAGAUCCCGUCUUUGAGCCGCUGAGCCCCACCGGAAUCCUGGAGCUCAAGCCCACCUCGCCCCUCAUCCUCAAGGGUCGUAACCUGGUCCCAGCGGCCCCAGGGAACCCCCGGCUUAACUACACGGUGUUCAUCGGCGAGACGCCGUGCGUGCUGACCCACUCGGAGAGCCAGCUGCUGUGUGAAUGGCCCAACCUGACCGGCCAGCACAAAGUCACGAUCCGGGCUGGAGGCUUCGAGUUCUCGCCGGGCACGCUGCAGAUCUACUCGGACAGCCUGCUCACGCUGCCCGCCAUCAUCGGCAUCGGCGGGGGCGGCGGCCUGCUGCUGCUGGUCAUCAUCGCCGUGCUCAUCGCCUACAAGCGCAAGUCGCGUGACGCCGACCGCACCCUGAAGCGCCUGCAGCUGCAGAUGGACAACCUGGAGUCGCGCGUGGCCCUGGAGUGCAAAGAAGCGUUCGCCGAGCUGCAGACGGACAUCCACGAGCUGACCCAGGAGCUGGACGGCGCGGGCAUCCCCUUCCUGGACUACCGCACCUACGCCAUGCGAGUCCUGUUCCCGGGCAUCGAGGACCACCCUGUGCUGAAGGAGAUGGAGGUACGGGUGCAGGCCAACGUGGAGAAGGCCCUGACGCUGUUCGGCCAGCUGCUGACCAAGAAGCACUUCCUGCUGAGCUUCAUCCGCACGCUGGAGGCGCAGCGCUCCUUCUCCAUGCGCGACCGCGGCAACGUGGCCUCUCUCAUCAUGACCGCGCUGCAGGGCGAGAUGGAGUACGCCACCGGCGUCCUCAAGCAGCUGCUCUCCGACCUCAUCGACAAGAACCUGGAGAGCAAGAACCACCCCAAACUGCUGCUGCGCAGGACGGAGUCUGUUGCUGAGAAAAUGCUCACCAACUGGUUCACCUUCCUGCUGUACAAGUUCCUAAAGGAGUGUGCCGGGGAGCCCCUCUUCAUGCUGUACUGUGCCAUGAAGCAGCAGAUGGAGAAGGGCCCCAUUGACGCCAUCACGGGCGAGGCGCGCUACUCCCUCAGCGAGGACAAGCUCAUCCGCCAGCAGAUCGACUACAAGACCCUGACUCUCCACUGUGUAAACCCGGAGAAUGAGAAUGCCCCGGAGGUGAUGGUCAAGUGCCUGAACUGCGAUACCAUCACCCAGGUGAAGGAGAAGCUCCUGGACGCUGUGUACAAGGGCAGUCCCUACUCACAGCGGCCCAAGGCUGGGGACAUGGACCUGGAGUGGCGCCAGGGCAGGAUGGCUCGAAUCAUUCUCCAAGACGAGGACGUCACCACGAAGAUUGACAAUGACUGGAAGCGCUUAAACACACUCGCUCACUAUCAGGUUACAGACGGGUCAGCCGUUGCCCUUGUGCCAAAGCAGAACUCUGCCUACAACAUCUCCAACUCCUCAACAUUCACUAAAUCUCUUAGCAGAUAUGAGAGCAUGCUGAGGACGGCCAGCAGCCCAGACAGCCUGCGUUCCCGGACGCCCAUGAUCACUCCAGACCUGGAGAGCGGCACCAAGCUGUGGCACCUGGUCAAGAACCACGACCACUCAGACCAGCGGGAGGGGGACCGCGGCAGCAAGAUGGUGUCCGAGAUCUACCUGACCCGUCUGCUGGCUACCAAGGGUACGCUACAGAAGUUUGUGGAUGACCUUUUCGAGACGAUCUUCAGCACAGCUCACCGGGGCAGCGCCCUGCCUCUGGCUAUUAAGUACAUGUUCGACUUCCUGGACGAGCAGGCGGACAAGCACCAGAUCACUGACCUCGACGUCAGACACACCUGGAAGAGCAACUGCUUACCGCUCCGCUUCUGGGUGAACGUCAUCAAGAACCCCCAGUUCGUCUUUGAUAUCCACAAGAACAGCAUCACUGACGCCUGUCUAUCAGUGGUGGCACAGACCUUCAUGGACUCCUGCUCCACCUCCGAGCACAAACUGGGCAAAGACUCGCCCUCCAACAAGCUGCUCUACGCUAAAGACAUCCCCAACUACAAGAACUGGGUGGAGAGGUACUACUCGGACAUCGCCCGCAUGCCGGCCAUCAGUGACCAGGACAUGAGUGCCUACCUGGCGGAGCAGUCCCGGCUGCACCUCAGCCAGUUCAACAGCAUGAGCGCGCUGCACGAGAUCUACUCCUACAUCGUCAAGUACAAAGACGAGAUCUUGUCCGCACUACAGAAGGAUGACCAGGCUCGCCGGCAGAGACUCCGCAGUAAGCUGGAGCAGGUCAUCGACACCAUGGCGCUGUCCAGCUGAGAACCGCUCGGCCAGCAGCGGUGGAACUGGAGAACCCUCUUAA
Alosa alosa (allis shad) is the source of this 6017-nucleotide messenger RNA. Its product is annotated as plexin-A1-like. Gene Ontology annotation, cellular component: semaphorin receptor complex. Gene Ontology annotation, biological process: regulation of cell shape; negative regulation of cell adhesion; positive regulation of axonogenesis. NCBI's taxonomy places the organism in Eukaryota, Metazoa, Chordata, Actinopteri, Clupeiformes, Clupeidae. The record is from RefSeq and is a predicted model, not a curated record. Gene Ontology annotation, molecular function: protein binding; semaphorin receptor activity.